Messenger RNA from Nasonia vitripennis (jewel wasp), 6154 nucleotides. RefSeq names its product probable serine/threonine-protein kinase DDB_G0282963. The transcript is spliced from 15 exons. Gene Ontology annotation, biological process: regulation of telomere maintenance. Gene Ontology annotation, cellular component: nucleus. Lineage: Eukaryota; Metazoa; Arthropoda; Insecta; Hymenoptera; Pteromalidae. The coding region runs from base 220 to 5043 and encodes 1607 amino acids. The record is from RefSeq and is a predicted model, not a curated record.
UAGCGCUGCAGUCGAUUAUGCCCGAGUCUGCGACUCGCUGUGUCUCCAACUCCACUCACUCUUCCAAUGUGAAACAUCAGUAAGAUCGACAGGAUGCACAUUGCCUACGCUCUUUAGCUGCGCUGUCUGUAGCCAAGGAGACAACUUUGCGAAAAAUCAUCGUCAUUCUGCUAAAUAGCAGAAAAUAAAACUAGAGUAAUUAAGGAAUAAAUAUUAAAUAUGCAAACCUGGAAUCAAUGUCCGAUACCAACAAGCACAGUCGCUACUCCUAUGGCCGCAGCGCCAACAGGAUAUGCUGCACCUAAUACUAAUCCUAUGACCUACAUGCAAUAUCCUAAUCAACCGAUACCAAGUGGUUACACAGCAGAACAAUGGGCGGCUGCUCAACAACAAAAUUGGGCCAGCUAUCAACAAUGGCAGCAGCAGUACCAGCAAUGGCAAGCACAAUAUGGAGAAAAGUAUCAGGAAAGCAUUAUGAAACAAUACGGCCAACAGGCACCACCUUUACCUGUGACAUCACAGCCACCACCUCCACCACCUAAAGAUGAGAAACCUCCAUUACCUCCCGCAAGUACAGUCAGUUCAUAUGGAUACUCCACAGCACUUCCUCCCCCACCUAAUGGUAGCAACGGUGGUGUUAAGCGACCAUCUAUUUCUGAGAUUGAGUCAGAUAGUGCCAAAAAAAUGAAAGAGAGCAAUGAUGAACCCAGCGAGGCUGAGAAACUCUUUGAUGCUCAAUUUAAACAAUGUGAAGAGCAGUUUAACGCAUGGAAAUUGCAAAAUGCCAAUCAUCCUGAUAGGGAUAAAUACAACCAGUAUGUAGCUCAAUAUACAUCAUGGCGAGAAAAACAGAUCAAACGUCGUGAAUUGAAGCGGCUUAAACGAGAACAGCAGAAACUUGCUGCUGCUGCAAAAGGUGAUUCAGAGAAGAAAGGAAUAGGCACAUCCUUAAAUGCGACGUCCAAACAGGAGCAAACGGCGCCUUCAUCACAAAUUGGACCUGCACUUCCCAUGCAACAGCCAACAUUGACGGCUACACCUCAACUGUCAAUGACACCAAUGAUGCAGCCUGCUGAUAUGACCCAAGCUUGGGCUCAGUGGGGUCAAUACACACAGCCAAUGGCCACACCUAUGACUCCAUAUAUGCCUCCCCCUAUGUCAAUGGCUACAAUGGCUACACCAGCUCAGCCAAAUUUCUCACAGCCACCUCCAGGAUUUCCACCUGUCAAUUUGUCACAACCUCCACCUGGAUUCACUCAGCCUCAACCAUCAGUUAAUAGUAAUGCAAUGCCACCACCAUUGUCUCAACCGUCAGUUAAUACUAAACUUCAACCACAACAAGGCCCUAAUUACAGUCAAAGCAAUUUCAAUCAACCGCAAAACCAACAAAGAGCUCCACCUUACAGUGAUAAUAAUCAAAACCAAAAGCGGUUCAAUGCAGCUCCACCUGUUAAUUUCAAUAGUCAAGGCGGUAACUUUAAUAACGCAGGAAACAGAAAUAAUGAUUUCAAUCCAGCAAAUAUGGCUGGAAAUCAAGGAAACAUGGGCAAUAGUCAAGAAACUAUGGAUAGUAAUCAAGGCAACAAAAAUAACUUGAAUGAAGGAAAUGAUAGUCAGAAUCGUUUUGAUGGAUCCAGCAAGAAUAGAAACUUUAGAAACGAUAAUAAUAAGAAUGAUAAUUUCGGCAAUAAUAAUAAAUUUGGAAACAAACCAUCAACAAAGAGCCAAGAGUUCAACCAAAACGAUCUAGAUUUUGAUUCCAGAGGACCUCAAGACAUGAAAAAUGACAGUCCAAACAUUGGCAAUAGAGAUCCAAAUAACUUUAAUAACGGGCCAAACUUGAAAAAUAGAGGUCCGAAUAACUUGGGUAAAGAUGGACCGAAUUUCAGAAAAAGAGGACCUAAUGACUUUGGUAAUGAUGGUCCAAAUUUUGGAAAUAAAGGACCAAAUAACUUUAGCAACGAUGGUCCAAACUUUGGAAAUAAAGGACCUAAUAACUUUAGACAAGAUGGGCCGAAUUUCGGAAAUAGAGGACCGAAUGACUUCGAGCAUGGAGGUCCCAACUUCGGAAAUAGAGGGCCUGACAAUUUCGGAAAUAGAGGACCGAAUGACUUCGAGCAUGGAGGUCCCAACUUCGGAAAUAGAGGGCCUGACAAUUUCGGAAAUAGAGGACCGAAUGACUUCGAGCAUGAUGGUCCCAACUUUGGAAAUAGAGGACCUGACAAUUUCGGAAAUAGAGGAUCGAAUAACUUCAAGCAAGGUGGUCCCAACUUUGGAAAUAGAGGGCCUGACAAUUUCGGAAAUAGAGGACCGAAUGACUUCGAGCACGAAGGUCCUAACUUUGGAAAUAGAGGGCCUGACAAUUUUGGAAAUAAAGGACCGAAUGACUUCGAGCAUGGAGGUCCCAACUUUGGAAACAGAGGGCCUGACAAUUUCGGAAAUAGAGGACCGAAUGACUUCGAGCAUAGAGGUCCCAACUUUGGAAAUAGAGGGCCUGAUAAUUUCGGAAAUAGAGGACGAAAUGACUUCGAGCAUGGAGGUCCCAACUUUGGAAAUAGAGGGCCUGACAAUUUCGGAAAUAGAGGACCGAAUGACUUCGAACAUGGAGGUCCCAACUUUGGAAACAGAGGGCCUGACAAUUUCGGAAAUAGAGGACCUAAUAAUUUCAAUAAUGAUGGUCCUAAUGAUUUUAGAAAUAGAGGUCCGAAUAAUUUCAAUAACCGAGAACAGAAUAACUUUGGUAAUGAUGAACCUACUAAUGUCAGGAAUCAAGGUCCAAAUAAUUUCGGCAACGAUGGUAUUAACAAUUUUGGGAACCGAGGACCUAAUAAUUUUGGUAACAGAGGUUUCAACAAUUUUGAUAAUGAUGGUGCAAACGUUGGAAACAGAGGUGAUUUUGAUAACGUUGAACCAACCUUUAAAAAUAGGGAUCGAAAUGAUUUUCACCAUCAAGGUCCAAAUGAUUUUGGUAUUGAAGAUCCUAGAAAUUUACCUAAUGCUAUGUCAAAUAACGCCGGAAAUAAAGGUCCGAAUACUUUUGAGAACAAUAGUCCUCUUGAGUUUAAUAAGGGCCCUAACAGUAAAAACAAUAAAAACAAAAAAGGCAAGAAUAAAAAUAAGAUAGAUUCGAAAACCAAAGAAUUUUCGGGAAAUUUGAACGAUCCUGCAGGUCUGAAAGGCUCGAAUCAAUCCGACUUCGGUAUGCAAUCGUCACAAUUCGAAUUAAAUUUGAAUCCGAUCUCAAAUAAGAUGUGUCAAGGUCAAGAUAGUAAUCCAGAUACUCAGGUAAUUGAGAAAAUAUUACCAGCUGAAGAUGAACAAGCUUUAAAUGCCAAUCCAGAACCAUCCAAACAACUUAAUGCAGCUAUUGUAUCUACUUUAGAAGAACCACCAACGUUAUCCUUUAGUGACGAUAUUAAUCUCGACGGGGCAAACGAUUUUAUUCGUCCUUCGUUUGCUGAACAACACCCUUUGAUAGUGGAUGAACCGCCAAUAAAUAAAAGCAAUUUUCCAUCAUUUGAUUCAGAAAAUUUCAACAAUGCUCUACCAUUGUCUGGACCGCGUGAAGCUCAAAAUCAGCCUCCUUUAGCUCCGCCGCCAACCCAAAAGGCCAUUCCAUCCCUCUUAGAUUUGAAAAUAGUUCCGCCUCCAAAUAUGAAGAUACCUCCUAAAUCACAGUUAAAUUGUAAUGAUGAAGAUAUUCCAAAAAGUGAAAACGAAUUCACAGCACCUGCCAAAGUCAUAGAUUAUGCACAUUCAAAAAGACCAAUCGUAACCGAAUUUGUAGAACCCAUUUUCGUGUUCGACUAUAAACAUGGAGAAUCACAUCUGAAUGUACCCAACUUAAGUGCAGAUUUCAAGAACUGGGAAGAGAAUGAGGAGAACUUAUCAGAAUAUUAUGAAGAAAUGAUGAGAAAACUUGAAGCAAUAACUCCAGCUACAGAUACGAUUUCAGCAGACGAAAAAAGUUCUAAUCCAGAUAAUAAAGAGGAAGAAAAAAAGAACAAAUCGCAAAAUUUGAAGAAUAUUGCACCAAAAAUAUCCGAUCUCACAACGGUGAGAUUAUCUUACGACGAUAUUCUUUGCUCUCCAAGUGAGCUAACUGAGCCACUCAAGAUUGCUAUAAUUCUUAGAGGACCACCAGGAAGUGGAAAAUCUUUGAUAGCUAACUUAAUUAAGGAUAAGGAGGUUAUACAGAGAGCUUCGUCACCGAGGAUACUGAGUAUCGAUGACUACUUCCUUGUAAAAAGAGAUUCAGCUUCAGGCCAUGACAAGACUGAAGAAAUGGAGUACAGAUACAUAGAAGAAAUGGAACCAGAAUGUUCCAACCAUUUAGUCAAAACAUUUAAGAAAGACGUUACUGAUGGCUUUUUCAACUUUAUUAUAUUAGAUAAUAUUAAUGAAAAAAUCUCAGACUAUGAAGAAAUGUGGAGUUUAGCCAAAACGAAUGGCUUUAAAGUUUAUGUGUGUGAAAUGGAAACAGAUGUGCAAAUAUGCCUUAAAAGAAACAUUCAUAAUCGAUCGGAAGCGGAAAUUAAUAGGAUAAUAGACUAUUUUGAACCAACCCCGAGUCAUCACGAAAAAUUAGAUGUCACGCCUCUACUUCAAGAGCAAACUAUUGAAGAUUUUAAAUCGGAAGAUGAGCAAGAAGUUCCGAAAGAUGAUUCUGAAGAGAAAGAAGAUAAAUCUACUAAUGAUGACACUGAAGGCAGUCAAGUACAUACAAAGGAAGUCAGAAAAUGGGAAAAAAUGGAAGGAGAGGAUAAGUUAGAUCGACUCGAUGGUCUGAAACGGAAACACGAAAAUAAACCACGAUCUAUGGAAGAUUUUCUGCAGGUUCCUGAUAACUACAAUGUGAAAGAUAGUUCUGGAAAGAAACGCAUAAGAUGGGCUGAUUUAGAGAAGCAGAAUCAGCAGGAGACCACGCAGGCAGUGGAAUCUGACGUUAGUCACACACACGGGAACCUAGCGAUGGAUCCAACCAACGGAGACAACACACUCACGAGCACAAAGCGUAACUGGACGGUACAGUCAUGGAGAUAAGACCAACAUGUGUAGUAAUAUAGCAAUUAAUUCAAAGGCGCAUUGUGCACAAUAUGUGUAGAUAUUGUAUAGAUAUGAGACUAUGUUGAAUCUCAGAUUCUCAGGAGUUCAAGCUUACAGCAUAUAAGGAUACAAGAUUACAUCUUGUAUAAAAUUAAAAGGAACGGAUUGUAUAUUUUGAAGAUGAUAUUGAUAGGGUAAGCAAUCAAUUAAUGAUAUUUCAAAAAAUUCUUUUAUUUCAAAUUUGUACAUUCUUAUUAAGUAUUGCUGAACGAAAACUGUGAAAUGGUUUUCAUAUUCAAAAUGAGAUAGCGAAUUACGAUUAGACCUGAUGCAUUAAAAAUAAAUACUCUAAUUCCUCAGUUAACUGAAAAAAAAUUUAGUCAAUAACUUUUAGGCAUAAUUAAAAUCUAACUUUUUAAAACAAGUUUCGAUAGCGUAUUUAAAACGUACAUAAUAUUAUAACAUUAAUUUCAUAUUCUUUUCAUGAGUUCAUCAUCCUGCAAAUACUUUUUGCUGGGAUUGGAAUCUCAGGAAAUCUCGUUUUCGGAACAACUUAUGUGUAUAUGGCUGCAUCUUUCUCGCCCAAACAAGAGGAAAUUAAAUCAAUAAGUAUACAUUUACUAUCGUAAUCCGGAUAACAGGUAUGUAAUCAUAAUUAUUUUUACGAAUCUCAACGUUUAUGGCAAAUAAUUGAACGCACAAAGAUAUAUUAGGGCUGAAAUAGUUUUUAUAGAAUUUUGUAACCCAUUACAGCAAAUUCUAAAAAUAUUUAAAAAAAAAUCAAAAUAAAUUUAAUUUUUUACAAAUAAAACUACAUCAGGAUUAUCGAUUUUUUUCCACAUGCUCACGCAGAAGGCUGCAAAACAGUACUCUAUUUAUCAAAGUGUGAAUCGAGUUACUGUUAGUGUAGAAAAUUGAUUAAAGCUGUCAAAUAGCAAUUAGGAAUUGAAUAUCGUUUAAAAAAGGAAAUAAUUACACAAUUAUAACGAUGAUGUGUAGUAUAAUCGUUUAAUUUAGUAAAAAAUAAACCAUGUGUCUAUAAUUGCACAAAAAUUCACUUUCAGAGUUUAUGACGUUUUAACAAUAAAAUUCAUUCGUUUUAAAAGUU